This is a messenger RNA of Mugil cephalus (flathead mullet), 5267 nucleotides long. RefSeq names its product apoptosis-stimulating of p53 protein 1-like. Gene Ontology annotation, cellular component: nucleus. Gene Ontology annotation, molecular function: p53 binding. The transcript has 24 exons. The record is from RefSeq and is a predicted model, not a curated record. Lineage: Eukaryota; Metazoa; Chordata; Actinopteri; Mugiliformes; Mugilidae. Gene Ontology annotation, biological process: regulation of apoptotic process. The coding region runs from base 445 to 3687 and encodes 1080 amino acids.
GAUGAUCGUGACCCAGUUCACCCCGCAGAACAAACCAGAGGACCGCCCGCUGCUGAUCAAAGGAUGCAAUCAGUGACAUUUUCAUAAUGAGACUACAACGGAUGUUUGCAGGUUAUUAUUUUUAAACGUACAGCUGCAUUUUCCCCUGUGGGGUUCAAACAGCUGAGUGUGUGACGGGGAGAGAGGAAGGAAGAGGGAGGGAUUGAAAGAGGAAAGUGGAGAGGAGCUGGAGUUUUAGGUUUGCUUGCAUCUGGAAAUUUGGCCGGAUUCAGAGAGAGAGAGAAGAGGAGGAGGAGGACUUGGAUGCAUGGAAAAGUAUCUGAAAGCGUUGGAAACGAUAUAAAACACGCACGCAAACGAAGGGAGGAGGAAAAGUAAGGAGAAGAAAGUUUUUUUUUUUCUUUUUCUGACGGGACAGGAGGACUAUCGGACUGACCCGCAGGAAUGUUGCCGGUGAUCCUGACAGUUUACCUCAAUGACACCCAGCAGAUGCUCACAGAGGUCCCGGUUACUCCGGCGACCAGAGUGAUUGACGUGGUUGAGUACUGCAAAGAGGCCGGAGAGGGGGAGUGUCACCUCGCUGAGAUAUGGAAUGGCCAUGAGCGAGUUCUCCCACAGGAGUUGUUAUUGUUGGAUCUCCUUCAGCAGUGGGGGGCCAGGAGGCCCGAGGUCAGCUUCUACCUCAGACACUGCCCCUCCUGGCCACAAGGAAGUCAGCAGCCUCUGGAGCAGAGCUGGACCACGGAGGCAACAGAGAGUGCUAAUGACAAGGUUCCCCGUGUGGAGCUGACCCUGUCUGAGCUCCAGGAAAUGGCCACAAGACAACAGCAACAAAUCGAGGCUCAGCAACAGAUGUUGGUCGCCAAGGAGCAGAGACUGAGGUAUCUUCAGCAAGGAGGCAGAUCUAACCAGGGACAGACACAGUCCGAAGCUGAGAAGCUGCAGCGGCUGAAGGAGCGAGUAGAAACUCAGGAAGCGAAGCUGAAGAAGAUCAGAGCCAUGAGGGGCCAAGUCGACUACAGCAAACUGAUCAACGGAAACCUCUCUGCGGAGAUCGACCAUGUGAGCAGCUUGUUUCAGGAGAAGCAGGCGGAGCUGCAGUCGGCGGUCGUCAGAGUCGACCAGUUGACUCAACAAUUGGAGGAUUUGAGGAGAGGACGCCUUCAGCUGCACCCACCAGGUCAGGGGGCACCCACCGGGUCCCAGGGUGCCACCACCGGCCAUAAAGGAUCGUCCCUGUCUGGCCCUGCAGCCCUGGAGCUGAGGAAGCUUUACCAGGAGCUUCAAGCUCGCAACCGUCACAACCUGGAGCAGAGCAGCAGGUUGGCCCAGAACAAGGAGCUGCUGAAUAAGAGGAACGCCCAGGUGACGGUGAUGGACCAACGCAUCGGUGACCUGAGAGAACGUCUGCAUAAGAAGAGAGCAGAACUGAGUCGCAUGAACGGCGGAGGCCCGCCCUCUCCUCAAACCUCCUCCCAGCCUGGAGGCGGAGUCUCGGGGCGAGUGGCGGCCGUCUGCCCCUACAUCCAGGUUCCGGCUGACGGGAGACAGGAGGCGGGGUACCCUCCCGACCCUCCGCCCAAACCCACCCCGCUCAGCCACAUCCGCUCCCUCUCAGAGGAGGACAGGAGUGGCAUCAAGAGGCCUCCCAGCCGAUGGAAGGUGUCAGAUUUAGACAUCGUCCUGUCAGAGCCCACUGAGACGUGGGAGGGACCUCGGUCCCCUCAGGGCGGGGACAGUAACAACACCAAUGAAGCGCCGUGGCCCAGCAUCAGCAAGAAUGUGCCGGACUGGAGGACCAACAGUCCAGAGCAGCUUCCCUCUGGUUAUGGUACCUACCCCAGCGCCGCCCACCAGGCAGCGGGGCAUCACUGUGCCACAAGCUCCCUGCCCCGUUCUGCCCCCGGUACUCUGGGCUGGCCUCGAUCCACCUCCACCUCCUCUACAACGUCCUCCUCUUCUCAGCAAAUACAGCAGCGUAUAUCCGUCCCUCCUAAUUCAAGCCAAGGUCCGGCCACCACCUCCCAACCCUCUCCUCUGUCCCCACAAACGGAGCGGACGGAUCCCCCUCCGGCGGUGGCCGUGCGUCCUUACGUCCCAGACCAUCCCUCCAGGCCGCAGUCCCCGAGGAAGGGCCCCGCCACCAUGAACAGCAGCUCCAUCUACAGCAUGUACCUCCAACACCCUCAAGCCAAAAACUAUGGAUCUCUCAGCAACAGGGCCACUGUCAAAGCAGUCUAUGGUAAACCCAUCCUCCCCACAUCGUCCUCUUCUCCAUCCCCCGUCCCUUUCUUCAUGGGAGGAGGCGUAAAGUCAGCAGGGGAGGAUGUCAUGGAUAAAGAUCGAGGCAGAGGAGGAGCAGGAGACACCACUGAUGGGCAGAUUGUGCCUCCGCCUAGCGUGGACAACAUCCCUCGUCCCCUUAGCCCCACUAAACUCACCCCAGUUGCUCACUCCCAGCUAAGAUACCAGAGUGACGCAGACUUGGAGGUUCUCCGUCGACGCCUCAGCAACGCGCCGAGACCUCUCAAGAAACGCAGCUCCAUCACUGAACCUGAGGGUCCCCAGGGGCCAAACAUCCAAAAGCUACUGUACCAGAGGUUUAACACGUUGGCGGGAGGCAUGGAGGGAGGCUCAGGCAACACCUUCUACCAGCCCGACUGCCUUUUGGGAGACAUGGACAACAUCCACACGGCCAAUGGGAACGUAGAACCUGGCGACAAGCAAGUUAGUCUGGCAACCGCAGGAGGUGAAGGUCAGAACCUGAACUCUGACUCCCGUCGCUUGUCUCCUCCCUCUGUUGUCAUGGAAACAUCCAAAGAGACGACAGCAAAGGCAGAGAAGAGCAAUAAUGUGUCCCCGACAAUGCAGCCCAGCACGUCCCCUGCGCCUGAUAAGUCAGAGGAUCAGAACAAUAACAACCAGAGAGGAUCUAGUCCCGCUAACAGCUCAGUAGGCCACGCCUCCCCUUCUCCAUCGCCUCCUGCUCCACCUGCACUGCCUAAGACGAAGCGAACCAACCUGAAGAAACCUUCAUCGGAGCGGACGGGCCACGGUCUGAGAGUCAAGUUCAACCCUCUAGCUCUGCUGCUGGAUGCAUCACUAGAGGGAGAGUUUGAUCUGGUACAGAGAAUCAUAUAUGAGGUGGAAAACCCCAGCAUGCCAAACGACGAGGGCAUAACGCCUCUCCACAACGCCGUGUGCGCUGGUCACCACCACAUUGUUAAGUUCCUGCUGGACUUUGGAGUGAAUGUGAACGCAGCCGACAGUGACGGAUGGACCCCUCUGCACUGUGCAGCUUCUUGUAACAGCGUCCACCUCUGUAAGAUGCUGGUGGAGUCGGGGGCGGCCAUUUUCGCCACAACCAUAAGUGACGUUGAAACUGCGGCAGACAAAUGUGAAGAGAUGGAAGAGGGCUACACCCAGUGUUCUCAGUUCCUCUAUGGUGUUCAGGAAAAGUUGGGAGUGAUGAACAAAGGCUUGGUCUACACUCUGUGGGACUACACCGCCCAGCAGGCGGAUGAGCUGUCCUUCAGCGAGGGCGACGCUGUUACUGUCCUGCGUCGCCGCGACGACACUGAGACGGAGUGGUGGUGGGCGCGGCUGAACGAUCGCGAAGGAUAUAUACCGAGAAACCUGCUGGGGCUGUAUCCAAGGAUCAAACCCAGACAACGCUCGCUGGCAUAAAGCCCAGACCAUGAAUGUGCACACACACACAGAAAAGAUGAAGAAGCAGAGGAGGAGGAGGAGGAGGAGGAGGAGGAGGCGGCGGUCGAAGAAAGAAAAGCAGAAAAAGUCGGAGGAGGUCAGGAGGCUGACAGAGCAAAGAAGAAGAGGCAAAGACGGAGACACUUUUUUUCUCGUUUGUUCGAAUGCGACGGAGCCACUUUACAGUAGAAGCAGAAUAUAUUUUCACUGAGUUGCUGCAGCAAGUUGCCUGAAUCUUCAUUUUUAGCUUGACAACUUCACGAGAGUUCAGCAGCAUGAGAGACGCUGAAUUGAAAACAAACAAACAAAACAAAGGUAUUAAAAAAUGAAACGUCAUUUGGCUGCUGCAUCGAACAUCCGCCCAGCGUAAUAUGUGGAAAAUGUCCAAACAUUUUUCAUCUUUACACGUUUUCACAGGUUGUUAAUUAAAAAAAGGAACACCUAUGUGGAUGUUUAUAACGCCAACCUCAUUAACCACACAGAAAAAGGAAGUGUUCUAACUGGAUGGCGGUGAAGGAAACACCUUCACGCUGUGAAAUUUACAGAUCUGGUGAAAGUAUGUGUGAGAUGGGACACGUGAAAGUGAAGCUGGAGAGGAAAGUGGCAAGUGUUCGAGCAAGUUUUUCUCAGUACUGUGUUAGCAAAGUCAGGACGGAGGAAGCAGGAAGUGAAACCAUGGGACCGUCCCACACGGACGCUGAGAUAGUGGUCAAAUUAAAAAAUGUUUGAGGUCAUAGAAGAAAAAUAUUUUUACUUCUAUUUUCUCAAACUGAUUUAAAAAGUAUUUAUGAAUCACUGGAUGUUUUCUGUCGUUUGUUCAAAGCAGUCGCGGGUUGGUAAAACGGGAGAGAGGAGGAUGAGAGGAAGGGAAGUAGGUGUGGGAAUAGUGUAGAAAAUGUUUUUAAAGGUGAGGGGUGGAUAAUCGGACUUCUUCUAGUCAUUUUUUCGUUUCAGAAUAAAGACACUGGUUCUCGUCUUGGCGCCACUCGUGUAUAAGGAGCCGAAACGAACAAUAAAAUAGAGCAGUGUUUCCCAUAAGAUUUAAGGAUUUAAUAUCCAUGAACUAAAUCAUAUUAACUAAAACUCCCGUGUUUAUUUUCUACAACCCAGAACAGUGACUUAAAAAGCAAAAUAUGUAAAAUAUGUCAGUAUUAAAAAGGGGCUAAUUAGCCCAGAGGUAAUGAAGAUGAAAAAAAGUUUCUUCAUCUUUUUUCACAUUUUCAUAUUUCUGUUCCUGUAUGAUAUGUAUUAUUCCCCCGAUUCUGUUGUUUUAUUUAAAAAUAUAUAUUGUUUUCUAUUAUUAUUAUUAUUGCUUCAGACUUCUCCCGUUUCAUUUCUGAUGCCACUCACUGCUGCCACCCAGUGUACAGGAAGGGUUUUGCAUCAUUUCCUUGAACACAAAACAUGAAGUGUAAAAUAUGAAGCAAUAAGUUGACUGAUGUUUAGUGUGAGAGGGGGACAUUGUUCUGAAGAGGGCAUACCAUUACUUUGUGUAAAUGCAACCUGUAACUGUACAGCUAAUGUACAAUAAUAAUAAUAAAGGAAUUAUAAUCCCUGCA